Messenger RNA from Olea europaea var. sylvestris, 1497 nucleotides. RefSeq lists its product as uncharacterized. Gene Ontology annotation, molecular function: cysteine-type peptidase activity. Bases 1 to 1338 code for a protein of 445 amino acids. The transcript is spliced from 5 exons. Lineage: Eukaryota; Viridiplantae; Streptophyta; Magnoliopsida; Lamiales; Oleaceae. Gene Ontology annotation, biological process: proteolysis. The record is from RefSeq and is a predicted model, not a curated record.
AUGGAUGAACUUCAUAAGAAGUUGAGUGGUAAAGAUGUUUUGAUGGAACAAGUGCCAAAAGAUGAUGAUGAUGUUGACAAAAAGGGCAAGGGUCACAUGGAACCUGAGCCAAAAGGUGAUGAUAUUGUUGAAAAAAGUGACAAUGUUCACAUAGAACCCAAGCAAAAAGGUGAUGAUGUGGCUGAAAAAGUGGACAAGGGUCACAUGGCACCUGAGUUUUCACAUGUUCAUGAUGACUAUGUUCUUGAAUCUCCUUCAUUUGAUCUAGGAGUUUGCUCCUCACAGACACCUAAAAGCUCUGAUGAUACAUUUUUUGCCAGUAAAGAAGAAGAAACACCUGCACCACCAUCAUCUGGACUACCUGUGAAGAGAGCACAAAAGCCAUCGAAAACUCUGCAGUCACCUUUUGUUAAGGUCGAUCCACGUCAUGCUGCUACUGGAUCAAAAUCUAUCACUGUAAACGUCGUGUUCCAAAAUUAUUCCAAAGGAGUUGAUAGUACAGAUCUGAGUUCAUUUAAGAAUUGGUUUGACAGAGGAUACAAGCCCAAGAACAAGGUAAAGUUUAAAGAUGCAGAUAACGUGAUAAGUGCUCAGUUUGUAUGUGGCACUGUCGCUGUUCAUUAUAAAACUUGGUGGCAUGCAUUGAUCGAUUCUAAUUCAUCAUUGAACAGCACGCACUUGGAUGCAUGCUUUCAUUACAUAAGACAACUUGCCAAGUUUGGUGAAGGUGUGAAGAUGAAAGCUACCACUACAGACUGCAUAUUUGAUAUGUCAAUCAAGUCGACAUACUCCAAGUUUAUUCAAGACCCAAGCAUUGUUGAGAACAAGGAUGAGCUAAUCAAAACCAUCAAUGGUGAACGGUUAUCAUUUAAUACUGCAUGGAGAGAAGUUGAAUCUGUGUUGAUGCCCAUUAUGCCCACAAAUCAUGCUCAUUGGAUGUUAGGGCAGCUUGAUAUUACUAAUCAUAUUCUUUACAUAUAUAAUUCAAGCAACAAAUCAUACAAGGACAACAAGGUUCGCGAAGGGGUUUUAUCGCUUGUGAAGACUCUUACACACAUUUUAAAAUUUGUCGGGCUAUGGAAGGAAACUAGUGAUAGUAUUGGUGACAAAUCUGGGGAACUGCAUGUUAAUAUUGUCCGUGGUUUACCCCAACAACAAAAUGGGCAUGAUUGUGGGAUUUUUGUGAUAAAGUAUGCACAGUAUUUGUUGCACAAUGAUCUUGGCAAUAUGCCGAUAUCAUUUGAUGCUGGGAAUGCCAGACUUGAAAUUGCAGCGUUGCUGUUCAAAAACAAGCAACUGAAGCAGAUUGGAAAGGGAAGUUCAAAGUCAGAUGAAUGAACUCCUGUUGAUGGCAUUAUUUUCAUGAUGGAUUAGAUUGAUAGCUGUUCAAAAUUAGACAAACAGAUAUUUUUAUGAUGUAGUUGAUAGAUGUUAUCUUUGUAAUAUGUUUUGGAAUUGAAUUUGAAUUUGUUUUUGUUAAUUGGUACAAGGUGAAAG